This is a messenger RNA of Miscanthus lutarioriparius, 2154 nucleotides long. The record is from the annotation of a GenBank genome assembly. Lineage: Eukaryota; Viridiplantae; Streptophyta; Magnoliopsida; Poales; Poaceae.
AUGACGUGCGCGCGCGCCGAGGACGCCAUCUCGCCCGCCGCCGCCGCCGCCGCGGGCGACGACGACGAUGUGUCGGCUGCCCCGUUCCAGGGGCGGCUUGAUCCAGAAGGUGGCUGCCGGCGGCGGCGGGCGGAGAUCGGCCGGCUUAGCGCGCUCGCUGCAGCGCUCGGCACAUCUGGCGACCGGGGACGGCGACGCUCUGGCGCCGGCGCCGGAGGCCAGUUGCUCCGGGGUAAGCUCUCGGUUGACUUGCUUCUUCCUCCAAUUGGCGCGGCGUUCACCCUGCACAAAAUUCACAAUCACAAUUUUUGUCUGGAUUCGGAUGGGAUAGGUAAGAGCAAUGGUGGUGGGAAGUGGGAAGAUAGCCACAGGAUGCGGCAGUACAGGUCGCAGCUCGAGCAGGAGGUCAAGAAAUUGCAGAGGCAGCUUGAAGAAGAGGUCGAUCUGCAUGUGGCUUUGGCGGAUGCUGUUACACAAAAUGCUGCGCCUCUAUUGAAGUCUUCUAUGAAUCUUCCACACAAGGCACAGGAGCUACUGAUUAACAUCGCCUCCUUGGAGACUACCGUUUCAAAGCUUGAAAAGGAGCUAAAUGAUCUGUACUACCAGCUUUGUCACGAAAGGAAUGAAAGGUUACUUGCUGAAAAUAAUCAGGGAUGCUUGCCGUCUACAUCCUCAGAUGAGCACCAAUCAUUGUCAACUUGCACAUUUACUUGGGAAGAACACAUAUCAUCGUUGAGAGAUUUGAAGUUUGGAGGGUAUGAAUCAAUGAGGUCAACGAGACAGGACUUAUUCCCUGAGCUUGAAGAUGACCAGGAUAUGGGAGAAGAUCCUGAAGGUCAACAGAUGGUUUCUUUAAACAGGCUGCUAGAAAAGCACCGAGAUUCUUCUUUGAAUAGACUUCUUGAAAAGCACCGGGAUGAAGAGAUGCAAGAAUCAUGCCCCGUGGAAAAUGAAGGCAAUGAAGAUGAGCAGCCUGACGCCUUAUCAUUUGAACAGUCCAUUCUAAAGAUAACUAGCAUGAAAGGAGGGAAUCUUUGGAGCGACCCAAAUGAGCUCUCCGAGGAGAUGGUUCGCUGCAUGAGAAACAUUUUCCUACGCUUAUCUGAAUCCUUGAAGAUAUCGCCGAAGGCAUCUUCUGAUUGUUCAUCUUCCUCAGCGGAGCGUCUAUCAGGCUCCACAUUAGCAUCUUUCUCAGAUUCAUCCAUAAUGCCUUCAAUGCUACAGAGUCCUUCAGUUGAUUCUAACCACAACGACGAGACAAUGAAGGAAGUCAGGAACUUUGAUCCGUAUAAAGUUAAUGGAAAGGAAACCCAAAGAGAUAUAGGAAACUAUCGUUCAGCAGCUGAAGUAUCUUGGAUGUCUGUUGGAAAGGAUCAACUCGAAUAUGCAUCUGAAGCUCUAAAGAAGUUCAGAUUUCUAGUGGAACAGUUGUCAAAGGUUAAUCCUAGCUGUAUGAAUCGUGAUCAGCGGCUAGCCUUUUGGAUUAACUUAUACAAUGCUUUGAUAAUGCAUGCGUAUUUGGCAUAUGGAGUACCUCGAAAUGACAUCAAGCUUUUUUCUCUAAUGCAAAAGGCUUGUUACACAGUUGGUGGCCAGUCCUUCAGUGCAGCGGAAAUAGAGUUUGUGAUUCUAAAGAUGAAGACUCCAGUGCAUCGGCCCCAACUUUCUUUGAUGUUGGCUCUGAAUAAGUUCAAGAUUACUGAGGAUCACAAGAAGUACUCAAUCGAUGAAUUUGAACCCCUUUUGUUGUUUGGACUUAGCUGUGGAAUGUUCUCUUCUCCUGCUGUACGUAUUUUCUCCGCCGCAAAUGUCAGGCAGGAGCUCCAGGAAUCUUUGAGAGACUAUAUUCAAGCGACUGUUGGUACAAAUGACAAAGGGAAACUGCUUAUUCCAAAGUUAGUGCAGAGCUAUGCCAAGGGAGCUGUUGAAGACUCUCUGCUUGCAGACUGGAUCUGCCAUCACCUUGCUCCUGAUCAAGCUGCAGUCAUCCGAGAUUCUUCUUCACAGAGGAAGCAGCGGCUUCUUGGAUUUCGAGGUUUCACUGUUCUCGCAUUUGACUCGAAGUUUCGGUACCUCUUCUUGCCUGACAGCAGUGGCUCUCAGAAGCUAGAGGCAAAACAAUCUUACAAACUUCCUGAGCCGUGUUCAAAAUAG